AGCUUAGUUAUUAAUUUCUUUCCCAGUCCCAAGGUUUUGCUGAAGAGUAAAGAUCCAACCACCCACCCACACACACACAUACACACUAUUACUCAAAGUUCUGAAAUUGAAUUGAAACUGAUUCCCAUGGAGAAGUCAAGGCACAUAGCGAUUGUAGCCAGUCCAUGGUUCAGCAUUCAAGCUUCAAUCAUCGAGUUUUCGAAACGCCUCAUCCAACGCUCCACUGACUUGCACGUUACGUGCCUCAUUCCCACACUCGGUUCUCUCUCUGAUGCCACCAAAGCCAUCCUUCAAACACUCCCUUCAAGAGCAACCUUCACUUUGCUUCCCCCAAUCCUCUACGGUGACCCACCGCAAGGGACUCCAAAACCACCUCUGUUGUUCGGGCACACAGUGACUCGCUCUCUGCCAUAUAUCCGCGAUGCUUUACAAUCAAUAAGUUCAAGUUCAAGCUCAAGGCUAGUUGCUAUGGUUGUCGAUUUUUUUGCAAGUGAUGCACUGAUUUGUGCCAAGGAGCUAAACAUGUUGUCCUUCGUUUACUUCCCAUCAUCGGCUAUGACACUGUCUUUCUUCUUACAUUUUCCAAAGCUGGAUCAGACUGAGAUCAGAGACCUAUCAGAACCCAUUGAAAUUCCUGGUUGCGUACCCAUUCUUAGCAGAGAUCUACCAAAAUCAAUUCAAGAUCGAACUAGUCAAAUGUAUGCAUUCUUUCUUCAACGAUGCCAAAAACUACAUGUAGUUGAUGGGAUCAUGGUUAACAGCUUUAAAGACAUUGAAGAAGGACCUAUAAGAGCGUUGAAAGAGGAAGGAAGUGGCUAUCCCAGUGUUUAUCCGGUUGGACCAAUUCUCCAAAGUGUAUCAGGUAAUGACACAACAAAUGGGUGUGAAUGUUUAAGGUGGUUGGAGAAUCAGGUACCCAAUUCAGUUUUGUAUGUUAGCUUUGGAAGUGGAGGGACACUUUCACAAGACCAGCUUAAUGAGUUAGCUUUGGGAUUGGAAAUAAGUGGUCAGAAAUUCUUAUGGGCUGUGAGGGCACCGAGUGAAUCUGCCAAUUCUGCUCAUCUUAAUUUUGAAAAUGGUGACCCUUUAAGGUUCUUACCAAAUGGGUUCAUUGACAGGACCAAAGGACAAGGUUUGGUGGUUUCUUCAUGGGCACCUCAAGUUCAAGUCCUUAGUCAUAAUGCAAUUGGUGGGUUUUUAAGUCAUUGUGGAUGGAACUCUACCCUUGAGAGUAUCAUGAAUGGUGUACCUCUUAUAGCAUGGCCACUGUUUGCUGAGCAGGGAAUGAAUGCAGUUUUGUUAACUGAUGGCUUAGAAGUGGCACUAAGACCUAAAGCUGAUGAAAAUGGUUUGGUGGAAAGAGGGGAGGUUGCUAUGGUUGUGAGAAGAUUAAUAGAGGGUGAAGAAGGAAGAGAAAUUGGUAGAAGAAUGCAGAAAUUGAAGGAUGCUGCUGUUGAAACUCUCCAAGAAGAAGGGUCAUCUACGAAGACUCUGAUUCAGUUAGCAGUCUAUUUGAUGAGCAAUUAGGAGUAUAAACUUGUGGGCAUCGUUAUGGUUAGUUGCCUAAAAUGAUAAACAUGAGUGAGGAUUUGUGUCUAUUUAGAAAGGUAGUGUGUAUUUGACAGUAGGUUGCAAAUGGUAGUGUUAAUGUAUUUUGCCAAGCUCCUCUUCUCUUGAUUAGGAUGGUUGCAUUUUGUAAGAUGUUGAUUAAACACAUCAUUUUAUGCUUAAAAUGUUAAUUUUCAGCAUUCUGAUAAGUUUUAGAACAAGCACUCGGUGCUUGUGAUUAUGC
Abrus precatorius (Indian licorice) is the source of this 1792-nucleotide messenger RNA. Its product is annotated as hydroquinone glucosyltransferase-like. Bases 127 to 1527 code for a protein of 466 amino acids. The transcript is spliced from 2 exons. Gene Ontology annotation, molecular function: UDP-glycosyltransferase activity. The record is from RefSeq and is a predicted model, not a curated record. NCBI's taxonomy places the organism in Eukaryota, Viridiplantae, Streptophyta, Magnoliopsida, Fabales, Fabaceae.